Procambarus clarkii (red swamp crayfish) is the source of this 5873-nucleotide messenger RNA. Lineage: Eukaryota; Metazoa; Arthropoda; Malacostraca; Decapoda; Cambaridae. The record is from RefSeq and is a predicted model, not a curated record.
AACAUAAGCGAUGCGGUGCUGAAGCUGGACACCCCGACGCCUGACGACCUGGUGCAGACUGUCACUUACAUCGCCACCGUCAACAGCGGCAUGGGGCUGAGUCAAGACAAGAGCGGCAACCGUCAGAAUGGCAAGUGUGUGGUACCUUGGUCCGACGUCCAGAACGCUGACUCACUAGACUAUUCUGUCUUGGUCUCUGACGUGAACAUGGUGGUGGAGAAGGACCCGAUGGACGGCGUCAAGUGCAACGUGGGGGACCAGACGAAGCAGCGAGCCCAGACUAUAGUGCCGGGGUCGGACGAGGUACUCAACACCCUGCAGAUGAAGAUGAUGAAGAUGUACGUGGUGGGAGAGAUGCACAACAUCAGUACGCCCAAUGGUGUCCACAUCACCAUGGGGAAGACGACGAGGCGCGACCUACAGAGGCUGGAGGUGGGAAAUUCAGGCGCCGCUGUCUCCCUGCCCAAUAACUUGUGCCCAUUCCCCAACUGCACCCACGACUCACCCAUGGGAGUCAUUCUCCAGGAGUGGCCCGUCAUCUUAUAUAGCUUCAUGGACACUGUCAACAAACUCUCCAGAGGCACCAAGGUCAUCGACUACAACUUGUAUACAAACGACCUGCAGGAACUUGUACUGAAGAACCUCCCGGCAGACGAGCGAAUUCUGAUAGAAAUCCCCAAGACGGUGGGAGAGAGAGGCAACACAACUCUACCAGCUAUGGUGAAAGUCAAUGCCACUUGGGAGUCAGCCCGGAAGACCAUCCCUGUCAUAUACACCACCUUCAACGUCAGCACGGCUGACUCUACCAUCAGCUUGGAGAUUGUGCCAGAGGUGACCAACCCGCGGCUCUUUCUCUUUGUUGACAAGCCGCGUCUCCCGACCCUCAAGUCCUGCAUCAAGUUCACUUUUGUCAACGACUUGCCUCAGACCAAUGGGACGUAUAAACUGUUCCUGAUGGCGUCGCAGCUGGGAGGUCUGGGCCGCUACUUCCUCGGGGUGGGAGAGUUCAAGACUAACUUCAACCUCAGUCUGAUGAACGACCCGGUCAAGAACAACGUCAACAUGGAUGUGGUGAAGAACAUCUCGACCAACUACCAGCUGCGGGUCACAGUCAAUGGCGUAGCUUUCAUGAACAAGACAACAAUGAAAUGGGAGACACAAGGUGUUGUGGUACUAAACGCGACGGAGACGCUGACCACCUGCACCUCCAACCACCUGACAAGCUUCGGCUCCGGGAUGUUCGUGAUGCCCAACACCAUAGACUUCAACUAUGUCUUCGCCCACAUGGGCUUCACCGACAACCUCACCAUCUACCUCACCCUCAUCAUCACACUCGCAAUCUUCCUCCUCAUGCUCAUCUGGGCGCGCUUCAAGGACAAGAAGGACCUGGAGAAGCUGGGGGCGACGCCUCUGCCCGAUAACAAGGUGGAGGACAAGUACCUGUACGAGAUGUUGGUCUUCACUGGCAACCUGAAGGGCGCCCAGACCGACUCCGUCGUCCAGUUCAUCGUCUCAGGUGACAGCGACGAGACGGACGUCCGCACUCUUGGUGAUGACAGGCGCAAGAUCCUCCGCAAGGGUGACGUUGAUGUCUUCGUUAUGGCUGUGCCAAGGCCGCUGGGGCCGCUACAGUUCCUGCGGGUGUGGCACGACAACAGCGGCAAGGGGCCCAACGCCUCCUGGUUCCUCAGCUGCAUCAUCAUCAGGGACAUCCAGACUGAGGAGAGAUACGAGUUUAUCUCAGACCAGUGGCUAGCUGUGGAGAGUUCUGAUGGGCAGAUUGACCGUCUUAUACCGGUGGCGGGAGAAGAGCAGAAGAAAGCCUUCAGGUUCUUGAUGGAGACCAACUCCAACAGCCGCCUCUCUGACGAACAUCUCUGGUUCUCUGUCUUCCUCCGGCCUAAACGAUCACGUUUUACAAGGUGUCAGAGGGUGGCAUGUUGUUUCGCUGUGCUGUACCUCAAGAUGCUGGUGGAGGCCAUGUGGUAUGAGAAGGAGCCGGAGAAGCCCGCGUCUGGAGGACUCCACGUGGGACCCUUCAACAUGACCCCUGAGGAGGUGUGUAUCGGUCUGAUGUGUAACCUGAUCGUCUUCCCGCCCACUAUGCUGAUGGUCUACUUCUUCCGCAAGGCUCGACCCAGGAAGCUGCGGAAGUCCCGCAUUAACCUCGCUCUCGAGAGGACCAGAUUAUCAAAAGGCUUGAAAAGUGGCAGCAGUGCUCAGUCAUCUCCUCCCGCUCCCCAACCACCUCGCUCACCCAAAAAACUGCCUGCUUCGCCAUUAAAGGUUCCUGAUUCACCUCACGACUCACCUGACUCUCCUGAAAACUCCCCUGAUUCAACAGAAGAGAAUAUGCACGAGGAGAAAAAAGAGAAGAGCUGCACACUUCCCUGGGGGUUCAGAGUGAUCGCCUGGCUCUUGGCCAUCGCCUGUAUUGGUGUGGGCGUCUUCUUCCUGCUGAUGUACGGCAUCACCUUCGGCAACGAGAAGACUACCAAGUGGAUCUCCGCGCUCGUCAUCUCCUUCUUCUCGGAAAUUCUCCUCCACGAACCAAUAAAGAUUAUUCUGAUAUCUUUGCUGAUGAGCGCCAUAUUUAAAACAAGCGACCUGGAGGAGGAUGACUCUGAGGAGGAUGAGGAGGAGCCUCAGUUGGAGAAUGAUGAAGCCUGGCUCCACCAAGAGAGCAGGUCCAACAGGAAGCUCAAGGCCAACAAGCUGGACGAAAGAACCUUGGAAAGGCUUAGAGAGAACAGAAGGAAAGAAAUUGAGAUGUGGGAUAUCAUUAAAGAAAUCUUUGCUUAUUCCAUCUUCCUCUGGGUAUUCCUCACAAUUACUUACGGUACCAGAGAUCCAAACUCAUUCUUACUACACCAGAACUUGAAGAAUACCUUCUUAAAUUUGGGAAUGUUUGACUUAGACUUCACCAAGGCCAAUACUACGGACCUGGUAUGGCAUUACCUGUACAGUGGUCUUCUUCCCAACUUGCGAGCAGGAGAGCUGUACAAUGGCAAGCCUCCGUAUGGGCUGCGAGGGUUCCUCAAUGACCAGACUAACCGCAUCAUGGGCUAUGCCACCGUCAGACAGGUCCGCAUCGCGGGCACAGAGUGCAGUGUUCCACGACCGAUGCGGGGGCUGGUUGAACAUUGUGAUGGCACCGGCUCCAUAAUAGAGGAGGACACCGAGGACUACUGUGGGGGCUGGAUCCCCCUCAACACCUACACCAAGAACUUCUCUCAGUGUUCUAUACCAGAGUUCAGGUAUACGACGGCAGCAGAGCUGAACAGUUUACCAGUGUGGGGCAAGGUAAACUGGUAUGGUGGCGGAGGCUACGUCAUCCACCUGCGGGCCAGCACAGACGCCAUCAUGGCCAAGCUGAAGCAACUACACACUUACCAAUGGAUUGACCACAGGACACGCGCUCUUCUGAUUGAGUUUUCUGUAUAUAACGCACAGGUUAAUCUGUUUGGGAUGAUUGUUAUCAUGGCGGAGUUCAUCCCGGGGGGAGGCGUCGUCCCUUCUGGCAGGUUUGACGGAAUAAGUCUCAUCGAACCCGGAAACACUUUUGGAUCGUUCAUCAUCGCGUGUCAGGUGGUGUUCUGCCUGUUCAUCUUGUACUUCACGGGGCGUGAGAUCUAUCGCAUAUGUAAGCAGAAAUGUGACUACCUCACAAACUAUUGGUCGUAUGCUGAGAUCUCCAUAAUACUGGCCAGCUACGCCACUAUCAUCAUCUACAUUCUCAGAUACUUCAACAUAAACGCUGCCCUGGAUGAGUUCAAUAGAACGUACGGCAACGGGUACGUGAGGAUGCAGUAUGCAGCACGCAUCAACGAGGUGUACGGCUACUUGGUCGCUUUCAUUGUCUUUGUCGGAACAAUCAAGUUUAUCAGGCUUCUGAGGUUCAACAAGACUAUAGGCAUCCUGUCGGCCACAGUACGUCAGUGUUGGGACGACCUGAGCGGCUUCCUCGUGGCCUUCCUCCUGUGUUAUUUCGCCUUUGUCUCCAUGUUUUACGUCCUCCUGAACCAACACCUCUUCGACUUCUACAACUUCCUCAGCUCAGUUGAGACCUGCUUCAGCAUGAUAUUGGGUGUGUUCAACUUUGAUGAGAUGACACAAACAUCGCCCUUGAUGCCAAUCCUCUUCUUCAUAUUCGUCACCUUUAACACCUUCGUGCUCUUCAACCUCUUGAUAACAGUUAUCAUCUUGUCUUUUGCAAAGAUAAAGGAAGAUGCAAUAAAUCAACCAAGCGACUACGAGGUGGUGGAUUUCAUGUGGAAUUACUUCAAGAGCCUCAUUGGUAAGGGCGAGGCGUCUUGUGAGCCCACCUCGCAAGACAACGUCACCGUCCAGGAGUUCCCAGAUAAAGUCAACAAGUUCCUGGACUACGUCAACACUGUGUACUUCGAUGGCAGUCUGGACACCAACAGCAAAGACGCCCUCAAGACCUCCAUGUACAGGAGCUCUGCACCUCGCCAGGGCAGCGGAAUCCGCGGUGCAAGGGACAUGUGAAUCGUUGCUGCUUUAGAGGUAGAGUCUUAGUUCCCUACUGCCCCCAGCACCAUGGUGGUCCCCCUGCAACACUUGGGACCACUACUGCCUCCAGCACCAUGGUGGUCCCCCUGCAACACUUGGGACCACUACUGCCUCCAGCACCAUGGUAGUCCCCCUGCAACACUUGGGACCACUACUGCCUCCAGCACCAUGGUGGUCCCCCUGCAACACUUGGGACCACUACUGCCUCCAGCACCAUGGUGGUCCCCCUGCAACACUUGGGACCACUACUGCCUCCACCACCAUGGUGGUCCCCCUGCAACACUUGGGACCACUACUGCCUCCACCACCAUGGUGGUCCCCCUGCAACACUUGGGACCACUACUGCCUCCAGCACCAUGGUGGUCCCCCUGUAACACUUGGGACCACUACUGCCUCCAGCACCAUGGUGGUCCCCCUGCAACACUUGGGACCACUACUGCCUCCAGCACCAUGGUGGUCCCCCUGCAACACUUGGGACCACUACUGCCUCCACCACCAUGGUGGUCCCCCUGCAACACUUGGGACCACUACUGCCUCCACCACCAUGGUGGUCCCCCUGCAACACUUGGGACCACUCCUCAUCAUAUGUCAUUGGUGAUCACCUUAGAGAUAAUAUUAUAUGGUGAUGGGUUGACUGGAGUGCAUCCAAACUUUUUGACGACCACCAUCCGUCCUCAUUAACCGUACCUCUUAUAGCCACCCUGCUAAGAUUGCACUCAAUGUGAACUUUUGCACUUAAAAUAUAAUGUUUGGUUCUAUUGAUUUGGAAAAGGGCCGAGGAAAGAAGACAAGAUUCCACCAUCCAUCAUUAAGUCCAAUUUAGAACAUAUUCAUUUAUGCAUAAAGUUGUGCAAAUUUGGCUACAGUUUUAUCUCUAGGCCAAAAAAAUGUUAAGUUCUUGUUAUGGUUAGGCUCUUGUUGAUUUUCAUAGGCCCAUUGCUCUGCUAAUACUAAUAAUAAUACGUGUUUUUUUCGGUACAAUGGUUUGUUUUGAACGUUGUCCACAGUUGCUAUAGGUACAGUUAGUUUAGCUGGACGGGGUGUGAGAAUCCAAUGUUUUAGUGUGAGUUAAUGAGUUGUGUUAAUUGUGUUACCACCAUCUCUGGCAAGUGCUGAUCACUCCUGAGAGCCAGUGAGGUCCAACUCGGACAGUCCUGACCAAUCACCUGCCAGUGUGGCCCAGCAUUAUCAGCUAUAUUAACAAUGUCAUUAUAGGAGGCUGCAAGAUGUCAAUAAUCUUCACGGUUGUAUAUAAGUAAUUACAUACUCGCCUUUCAUUGUGGUUUUUCAGCAUUAAUGUGAUCAGCAUCAUAGAUCUAUACAUAUAUAUAUAUAUAUAU